Molecule: messenger RNA, 1709 nt
Organism: Patiria miniata (bat star)
Lineage: Eukaryota; Metazoa; Echinodermata; Asteroidea; Valvatida; Asterinidae
Product: extracellular tyrosine-protein kinase PKDCC-like
Exons: 5
Coding region: 230-1408 (392 amino acids)
Biological process (GO): protein phosphorylation
Molecular function (GO): ATP binding; non-membrane spanning protein tyrosine kinase activity
Source: RefSeq, a predicted model, not a curated record
AUUAUACACUACGCGCUGCGCUGUCAGCAGGUUUUUUUAUUUGAUGGCAAGGUAGCAAACUUCAAGACUUCAGUUUGCAAGGUUUUGUCAAGGUUAGACUUAAGUUAAAGCUAGACAUGCUAGAUAAAUGUACAGUUAAUCAUGCAUCCUUCGAAGAACGGUCAUCAACCCAAGUUUUUUUCAGCAUUAAUAUAGUGCUAUCAGUCUCCAGACACCACACGAUUCCAACAUGAGAACAUUUUACAUCAACCCCAACCUGCGCUGGCUGAUCCUAGCAGUUCUGGCCUUCCUACCGUUCUUCCUGGUCCUGCGUUCCAUAACGGUCUCCGCUCCAGGGGAGGAUUUGGCGGCCGGGAUGGGGGGUAAGACCUCAAACGACAGGGUGCAGCAGCUGGAGGUGGCCGUGGUCGAGCUGCAGAAACAGCUGGCGGAGGAGAAAGAUCUGGAGAAGGAUUUGAUGGAUACGCUUCACAAGUACAAGAAGCUUGUCGUCAAACGAAGCCACGCCCCGGGGGUGGCCCCACCCAGUCCACUUCCCGAGGGCAAGUUCCUGGACUGCCAAGCGAUCGACCGGAUCCAGAUCACGCAGCAGAUCGCCAGAGGUUACAGCAAGGUGGUGCAGGAAGGGAAACUAGGCGAUAAGCACUACGCUGUGAAGAGCACCAGUUAUGAUGUGAAGAACGUGAAGGAUUGCGUGCUGGGCGGAAUGUACAAGAAGAAAGAAGACUGUUUUAUCCUUGGGACAUAUCAGGUCCUAAAGGAAGCUAUGAUGCUGAAGCAGCUCCAGCAUCCCAACAUCGUCCGGCUUCUGGGUCUGUGCGUACGCAGCGAGAACAGCAGCCCCAUCAUUCAUGAGCGAGGAGUAACUGUGGUUGAGGAGCUGGGCGCUCCGGUGCUGCUACGUGACCUGACCGAGAUGGACUUCAGGGCCAAGAUAGAAAUUUGUCUCGAUCUAGCCAGACUUCUCCAGUACCUUGUUGACUCUCCUAUGGGCAGCGUCGCCAUCACUGAUUGGAGGGACGAACAGUUUGUCUUCGUCGCUGGAACGUUGAAAAUUGCCGACGUGGACGGACUGAACAGCAAAGAGCCGUCUUGCAAUAAAGAAAUGAAGUGCCUUAUCAAUGAUAUGCCUUCUGGUUUAAGAUGUGCCAAGAACAUGGAGUGUCCCGGCACCAACGCUAAGACCAACCUCCUCCAUGCACGACACCACUUCCUGGAGCCCAUGCUAGGCACAGGCAUCCCCGUGGAGUACCUUGCCAAAGCCUCAGCCCUCCUGACGGACCUACAGAAGGACAAGCUGGACGCGGACGACCUGGUGGAGCGUCUGGAAGACCUGCUCAAGUUCGUUGACACAGUGACCAAAGUGCCGCCACUGGAGGUAGACCCAAGAAACUUGGAUUACUACUGAGAGCCAACAUUUUGCACAGCUGCCAAACCAAAAAUUGUGCCUACCCAGUACCCACCAAGUAAGGAAUGAAGUUAGCAAAGAAUGCCAUUGUACCUUUGUGUGUAAUGUAGUUCACCAACUGGCGACCAACAGAACAUGUAAGUAACUCCAUGACAUAGACCAAUCCUUUAAGUCCCGCCCACUGAUGUUUUGACCAAUGACAGCCGUGAUUAACCCUCCUAUGCAAACAUACAUUGUGUGCCAAGUAGUCCUUUCAGUCAAAAUCAAUCAAGUGACUGCUUUCAACAGUGAAGAAUUCCCA